Molecule: messenger RNA, 1739 nt
Organism: Lotus japonicus
Lineage: Eukaryota; Viridiplantae; Streptophyta; Magnoliopsida; Fabales; Fabaceae
Product: linamarin synthase 1-like
Exons: 2
Coding region: 183-1634 (483 amino acids)
Molecular function (GO): UDP-glycosyltransferase activity
Source: RefSeq, a predicted model, not a curated record
AAUGAAUCAAAAUUCAAAUAGCUAUAUAUGUCGGUUUUUCUUCACAGCUUGACUUAUUUAAUGGUAGCAGUGCACUCCUUAACAUUAUAUAAGAUAAGAGUAUGAAAGCUAGCUAAGCCAGAGCCACCAUAUCCUUCACAAGCAUUCAUAUCGAUCAUACUCAAUUCAUCAACAAAAAAAAAAUGGAAUCAUCAUCACUUCAAACCCCAAAGCCUCAUGCUGUAUGUGUACCCUUUCCAGCCCAGGGUCAUGUGAGUCCCUUCAUGCAACUAGCCAAACUCCUUCGAUGCAUGGGCUUCCACAUAACGUUUGUCAACACUGAGUUCAACCACAAUCGUUUCAUCAAGUCUCUUGGACCAGAGUUUGUAAUGGGGCUACCAGAUUUUCAAUUCGAGACCAUACCGGAUGGUUUGCCGCCAUCCGAGAAGGACGCUACUCAAGAUGUUCCUACACUGUGUGAUUCAACAAGGAAGAAUUGUUAUGAACCGUUUAAAGAGUUGGUGAAGAGGUUGAACUCUUCUUCGCCUCCGGUGAGUUGCGUAAUUGCAGAUGGCACGAUGGGAUUUGCUGGAAGAGUGGCGAAGGAAUUGGGUAUUCAAGAGCUUCAGCUAUGGACAGCUUCUGGAUGUGGGUUUGUGGGAUACUUGCAAUACGACGAGCUUGUCAGAAGAGGCAUUCUUCCUUUCAAAGAUGAAAACUUUAUCAACGAUGGCACUUUGGAUACAAGUUUAGAUUGGAUAUUUGGCAUGAAUCAUAUGCGACUUAAAGACCUUCCAAGCUUCAUUAGAAUCACCAAUCUAAAUGAUAUCAUGUUUGAUUUCUUGGGUUCUGAGGCACGAAAUUGUUUGAAAUCGUCUGCAAUCAUUAUUAACUCAUUCCAAGAAUUGGAAGGUGAAGCCCUUGAUACCCUUAAGGCCAUUAACCCAAACAUAUACAGUAUUGGCCCACUUCCGUUGCUUAGUAGGCAUUUUCCGGAAAAGGACAAAGGUUUCAAUGCAAGUGGGUCAAGUUUUUGGAGAAGUGACUCUGAGUGCAUGAAAUGGCUUGAUAAAUGGGAACAUUCCUCAGUCAUAUAUGUCAACUAUGGAAGCAUAACUGUUAUGAGUGAGCAUCACUUGAAAGAAUUUGCUUGGGGAAUAGCAAAUAGCAAGGCACCAUUUUUAUGGAUUAUGAGACCGGAUGUAGUAAUUGGUGGAGAAUCUAUAACUCUGCCACAAGAGUUCUUAGAUGAGACUAAGGAUAGAGGAUACAUUACAAGUUGGUGUGUUCAAGACCAAGUGCUUGCUCAUCCAUCAAUUGGAAUCUUUCUAACUCAUUGUGGCUGGAAUUCUACAUUGGAAUGUAUAUCUUCUGGUGUGCCUAUGAUUUGUUGGCCUUUCUUUGCCGAGCAACAAACAAAUUGCAGGUAUGCUUGCACAACAUGGAGAACAGGGAUGGAAAUUAACCAUGAUGUUAAGAGAGAGGAGAUAACAUCCCUAGUGAAUGAAAUUAUGAAUGGAGAAAAGGGCAAGGAAAUUAGACAAAAUAGUUUGGAGUGGAAGAAGAAAGCAAUAGAAGCUACUGAUUUAGGUGGAUCAUCUUACAAUAAUUUCCAUAAGUUAGUAAAGGAUGUUCUUCAUCACAAUGUUCUCUGAAUCUAUAUUUUACCAAGUGUUAUGAUAAAGUAGAUUCUGUUCAGAUGCAGUUGAUGUGGCUUGUAACCUUUAGUUGAAGUGUUUGCAUUUAUAUUUAUUGUUUCA